Messenger RNA from Stylophora pistillata, 3162 nucleotides. Its product is annotated as carbohydrate sulfotransferase 1. Gene Ontology annotation, biological process: sulfur compound metabolic process; N-acetylglucosamine metabolic process. Gene Ontology annotation, molecular function: N-acetylglucosamine 6-O-sulfotransferase activity. Lineage: Eukaryota; Metazoa; Cnidaria; Anthozoa; Scleractinia; Pocilloporidae. The record is from RefSeq and is a predicted model, not a curated record.
GGAAGUCCCGUUAUAAGAGGUGUAAGACAAGCAAAUGUCAUUGAAGCGCCGGAGAUGAAGUUUUGGAGGCAUAGAAGACGAAGGAAUAUUUUUUCCUUAAGAAGGUUUCCUUUUUGGCUUCGAGUUAUCAUAGCUGGUUGGCUGUCGUUUUCUGCUGUAUUCGGAAUUUAUCUGGCAAACUAUGCAUCUGUACAACACCAGCACUCCAUAGUGGAAACGCCUAAGCAACAUAAAUCUCCCUCGGCCAGGAGAAACUUGAUAAUUGUAGCACACGGCCGAUCGGGAUCUUCAAUCACCGGAGACAUUUUUAAUCAUCACCCAGAUGUGUUUUACAUGUACGAACCGCUGCAAACUGUGGAAAGAACACAGAAAGUAUUUAACUUGCAUUAUGACAGCCUUGUGCAGAAAUUCUUAACUGAUGUACUUCAAUGUAAAUUCACUGAUCCAGUCAUCUUGAAGGACAUUGAAACUUACUACCGCAAACCUCUUCAUCCUCGGAUUAGUCACGCUAUUGCCUCGCCGCCUCUUUGCCCUUACAAUAUAUCCGACCCGAGAUGGGAUCCACGACUUUGUCCCAAAAUGACAAGCGAAGCACUUAAAAAUACAUGCAAAAAUGGAUACAUGCUCACUGUGAUUAAGGUUCUUUUGGGACGUAUGCCGGACAAAGGCGGAAUGGAAAAGGCUCUAGCUGUUUGCGAUUCCCCAGACAUUGAUUGUAAAAUAGUGUUGUUGGUAAGAGAUCCUCGCGCUGUGAUACCCUCUUCACUGAGUGUUAGCUUUUACCACGAGGAAGGUGGAGUUGCUAAGCUCGGAACAAGAAUGUUCAGCUACAAAGUAUGCAAAGAGACAGAAGAAAGCCUUAAUUUUGUCAAGAGACUUUCCACUUGGCAACGAAACAAAGUCAAAGUGCUGAGGUAUGAAGACUUUGCGAGAAAUCCUUUAGAAGAAAUGAAGAGACUGUUCGACUUUGCCGGGCUAUCGGUGUUAGAUAGUGUUACAACAUGGUUAAAUGAAAGUACACAUCCGGAUGAAACCAGAUCAGAUAUGAAAAUACGAGGCAGUCCAGCUGCUUUCACUGUGGAUGAUGCACAAAUCGCCAUGAAUCGAUGGAGAUGGAAAGUUCAUCCUUAUGAAAUAAACAUCAUAGAAUAUUAUUGCAGACAUGUGAUGCAGCUAAUGGGGUACAAACCUGUUGACGGAUCACACGAGCAACAAGCAGAUAUCUCCAUCUCUCUUUUAAGCGAUGAUUACGAAGUGAAGGACUGGCAACGAGACAAGAGUGAGGUCAAAUCUGAAAAGGGAUGACCUUAUACGCAAAGAGAAAUUAAGUCUUCAAUCGUUUUUCUUUCCUUUCUCGUCGUAUCAUCAUGAUCAGCGUAAUGAGUAAAUCACUCAAUACACUCAAAGGGUCACUUUGACACAAAAAAACAAAAACUUCAUUACAUGAACAUUUGAGGUGCUUUAAUGUUACAUGAGAAGACACACGGGGUUUGCACUGUAAGUAUCUCGGAGAGCUCCAUACAAUUCCUUAUGAUAAAAUUAUAAGGAAUUGUAUGGAGCUUUUUCAGCACUAGUCGAGGCGCGGUGGGUGUUGUCACAUAUGAUCCUUGCAUAUGAAGCUCUGUGGGAUACUUACAGUGCAAGCCCUGUGUGUCUUCUCAUGCUACAUCAUUGAUUUACAGGUAAGUUAAUGUACUUCGUCCGAGAGGCUGAAAACAGUCUAUGCAUACUCUAAAGAGUCAAAUUGAGUACUAAGAAGAUCCAGGAAAUGACAGUCCUUCGUGACAGAGAGUUAAUCUUACUUUCUUUCAAACACUUACACCCUCCAAACAAGAGAAUAUGAAUUCAGUUCAUAUUCUCUUGCCUCUAAACCAAUCGAAACUAAAAGCUCAUCGAGGCUCGGUCAUAGUGGACAUAGUAGUGUUUUCCGCCCCUCGGGUAGUUUUCCCAUGGGCUCUUUGUAAUAUUUAGUAGUGUUUUUCGCCCUUCAGGUAGUUUUCCCAUGGGCUCUUUGUAAUAUCUAGUAGUGUUUUUUGCCCUUCAGGUAGUUUUCCCACGGGCUCUUUGUAGUAUUUCUCUUUGUCUCGAUUGGCUGCUAUGAUUAGUUUUGGUUUCACGACAGCCAACAGAAAUGCGCGGACGCAUUUGAGUCACUCAGUUUCAGACUGCUUUCGUUACUACACUUAAACGGCAGAUCGUAGUUUAAAGGCGCAUGAAAAUUAUGUUCUCGAGUUCGCGCAUGCUUUAUAUAGUACUGGAAACUUACACGCAAGCGAUUUUGUCUCCAAUAUGGCAUCAGGGGAAGAGUGCAACUACUAACGGCUCGUUUUGACAUCAGCCAAUUUGUUGGUAAGCCCACAGUUUGGUAUCUUUACGUAAACACCACAGACGAAAUAUCUGUGGCAAGCGACUAAGGAAAAACUCUCAGUUUCUGAGUGCUGCCCGAGACACAAGAAUGCAUCUGCUUAGCUCACUUAAAUCUGAUAACAAUGGUGUGCGGAAAUUCCCUUUCCAAGGAAUGAAUAUCCUUUCUUGCUGGCCAUGACAUGAGAGGAUCGUUUAAAAAAGCAAUUUCGCAACAAACUCUUUUGGCUAACUAAAGACAGGCGAAAUAGGUGCCGAACUAAGAAAGAUCCCCAAAAUCUUCUUACGAUCAAUUAGAAACGUACCGAUUUCCUUGUAGGUGAGGUUUCCUUCCUUAACCCUUUAAUUCCCACGAGUGACCAAGACAGAAGUUCUCCUUAAAACAACAAUACAACAUCAAGCAGACAAGUGAUGAGAAUCAAGAAAACUAUCAGUUGGGGGGUUAUUAGUUGAAGUGAUCUAAUACUAAAAUCUCUGCACUGAAAUCAGAAGAACUGUAUUACAGGCAGUAAGAAGAAUCACAUUUUUUUGUAGAUCUUGGGAUCGAGUGAAAGGGUUAUGAUCCAAUAUAAGACUUAUAAAGGCAAUGGCGGUGACUGCUUUUUCGCCGCUCAAAUUCAAAGGUGAAUUGAAAAAUGGCGGUAAUAAUGCCGCGAUCAAGGGAAUCGAUAACCAAAACUCAAAUUUCAACCGACGCAAUGUUAACAGACAACUGGAGGAAUAUGAAAACCCACAGUCAGUUUAUCUUGAAUAAUAAAUAAGCUUCGCAUUUAAUAAAAAAUUGUAACAUUUCUUUUA